UGCUGUACGGGGCGGGGUUCACAGCGCGCGGGGGCCGAGCCCUGCUACUGCGUCCGCGGCCGGUUCUCGAGCGGCACUGCCUGCGGGAUCCCGGGACGCGGCGCCCGGUGGGUGGAGGGCGAAGGAACGCGGCGAUGGCCCCAGGAGAACUCUCGGGGUCCGCGGUCUUGGCCGCCGCUGUCUUCGUGGGAGGCACCGUGAGUUCGCCGCUAGUGGCCCCGGACAAUGGUGGCAGCCGCACGUUGCAGUCCAGAACAGAGACGACCCCGGCGCCCACCAACAAUGUGGGCAACGGACACCCAGAAUAUAUCGCAUACGCGCUGGUCCCCGUGUUCUUCAUCAUGGGUCUGUUUGGCGUCCUCAUCUGCCACCUGCUUAAGAAGAAGGGCUAUCGUUGUACCACAGAAGCCGAGCAAGAGGUGGAAGAGGAAAAGGUUGAAAAGAUAGAGUUGAAUGACAGUGUAAAUGAAAAUAGUGACACCGUUGGGCAGAUUGUCCACUACAUCAUGAAAAAUGAAGCAAACGUUGAUGUUUUAAAGGCAAUGGUAGCAGAUAACAGCCUGGGGGACCCUGAAAGCCCGGUGACCCCCAGCACUCCCGGGAGCCCGCCUGUGAGCCCGGGGCCCUUGUCACCAGGAGGCACCCCGGGGAAGCACAUCUGUGGCCACCAUCUCCACACAGUGGGCGGUGCUGUUGAGAGGGAUGUGUGUCAUCGGUGUCGGCACAAACGGUGGCACUUCAUCAGACCCACCAACAAGUCCAAGCAGGGCCAUCCGAGGCGUCAAGGAGAGGUCACUGUCCUCUCUGUUGGCAGGUUUAGAGUGACUAAAGUGGAACACAAGUCAAAUCAGAAGGAGCGGAGAAGUUUGAUGUCAGUUAGUGGGACCGACAGUGUCAAUGGAGAGGUGCCUGUGACACCUGUGAAGAGAGACCGAAGUGACACAGAGUAGCAGGGGUGACUUGAUUUGAAGAGUUCUAAGACACUGAAGACUUACAAGAUAAGGAGUUGCCUGGGGGAUUUUUAAAAAUUUUUAUACAGUUUCUAUUGCAGAGUCUGCAGACAUGGGGAUAAAAGCGUUUAUAUGCUGGAUACAGAAUUCAGUUUGCUUGGAAACAGGUUUUGGGUUAAAAAGUCUGAUGGAAAAUUUAUUACAUUUCCAGUGAAGAAAAGAGCUCAUUUUUUCAGUUUUCCCCAACCACCGUACCUCCCAAUCCCCAUUCCUUGGCCUUGAUACACCUUGCAGUUUUUCCAGCACGAUCCCUCUGUGCAAUGGAACUAUUCGUGUACACUCUGAGCUGAUGCUCGGGGGUGUUGUUGUGCGAGUGACUGUGAGUGCGCGCGCGUGCGCACGUGCACGCAUCCACAUCUGUGCACACGUGCCUCUCUUCUCCCAACCCGUAGGUCUCAUUUUGCAACUGGUUGCAAGAAGAUCCUCUUGCAGUUUAACAGAAGAUAAAGAUGAAGCUUCAGUGGGGGUGAAAGGUCCUUGCAGAUAGUCUGGUCUAGCCCUGAAUAAUUGGUCAUGGAGUCAGAUGGAACCAGAUGCCAGACUUUUGAAUCUUGGGCCAAGAAGUCAACAUUAACUCGCCACCACCAUGCCACUCCUCGGUCACUGAUAAAAAUAUUGAGAGUAUGUUUUUUUUUAAACUUGCGCUAAGCAGUUCUUACUUUGUCCAUUGAAUAAAGGGGGACAGUAGUUUAAAAUGACUAAAAUCAAAACAACAAAACAACAGAAUGCCUGUUUUGACAGCCCAAGGCCAAAACAAAACAAAUAUGCCCAACUUCCGACAUAAAACGGGCCUGUACCUUCCUCUGGCGUGUUUUCCGAGGGCACUUCCUAUUUCAUAUCCUAUAACCAAGGCUUGUUUUUGAAAAGAUUCUGGAGGGUCGCAUUUCCCCUGGAAGCCUGGAAAACCCCACUUUUAUGUAUUUAUUUGUUUAGCUAUGCAGUGUACGAAAACCCCACGAGAACCAGAGGCAGAGAUAGUGGCGCAUUUCUGACCGGCGGGGGCCGGGGCCUGGGAGCAUCCAGUUACAGGUGCCCCCGUGUCAGUGUUGGUGUGGGCCUGGGGGCACUGAUGUUAUCUCAGAGAGAAAGAGCAUCUUUCUCAUUUCACCCCAAAGAGGAUUUCCAUAAAAAUGUCGUUUCAAGUAUUUACUGUCAAUUUACUCAUUCCGUUCUGUUCCUCACAUCAAACUACAAAUUUCCAACCUUUGAAAUGAAUGGUAGGUUCAAUUUCACAUGAAUUUUUUCUGACAACUGAUAAGAGCUGUACGUGUGUCCAUACAUCUACACAGAGGACUGGGAGAAGUCGGUAUGGAGAGAAAUUCCGCUAAAGUCCAGAAAGGAGCAAUAGAAGAACUUUGGGGGUGUGUAUUAGUGUAAAUACUAUAUGUGCAGUCUAGACCAAUAGUUUUAGUUUAAAAAAAAAAAAAGGCAUCAUUUUUGGCUUGAAAAGUAUAAUGCCCUCAAAUGGUGAGGGACAAAAUGUAAGAUAUUCCUUCAGCUUUAAUUAUUUUUUAAUUUUAUUCAGGUCAGAGCACUUUUUUAUAGCAAUACAACAGGCAAGAGAAUACUCAAAAAUAUUUAAAAUUGUGUUUAUACCAAGAGUACGUUUUAAAUAUUUUCUAAUACUUGAGCAGUUUUUGCCUGGCUGGCUUCCAAACAUGCCAAAAGUUAAGCAUUCAGUGCUUUAACACAUAAGCUUUUUACUAAUAAGAAUUCUUAAGUGUUCCCAAAGCAGCCGAUGUUUACAGGCUUGUGUUUUUCUUCCUUCUGUGGAAGGACUGGGGGUCCACAACCAACUUGCUAUACAAAACACUAAUGAUGGCCUGUCUUCUGGUAGAAUGAGUGAGUUGGCUGCCACCUUGAUGUAAAAAUUUGUAAAGGAAAUUUUUCACCAUUUUGAGUGUCAAUAGUAUUUUUAACUGUCUGGUUUGUACUUUUACGACUUUUGUACUACCAAAGCAGAGUUAAAAAUAAAAAUGUUAAACACGU
Callorhinus ursinus (northern fur seal) is the source of this 2999-nucleotide messenger RNA. RefSeq names its product RELT like 1 (gene RELL1). The record is from RefSeq and is a predicted model, not a curated record. NCBI's taxonomy places the organism in Eukaryota, Metazoa, Chordata, Mammalia, Carnivora, Otariidae. Gene Ontology annotation, biological process: positive regulation of p38MAPK cascade. Gene Ontology annotation, cellular component: plasma membrane.